Molecule: messenger RNA, 3172 nt
Organism: Conger conger (European conger)
Lineage: Eukaryota; Metazoa; Chordata; Actinopteri; Anguilliformes; Congridae
Product: netrin-1-like
Exons: 7
Coding region: 142-1953 (603 amino acids)
Molecular function (GO): protein binding
Source: RefSeq, a predicted model, not a curated record
GAAAGAACUACGAAAAAGAGCUCGCGCAAAAACAGAAGGAGACAGCGUUAUUGGCUUCAGCAUAAUUUAAAAUUUGUACUUUCACUGCCAAGCUGAGCUGUUAUUCCGAGCGCACGAGACACUGGAAGAGCACGGAUUACAAUGUUGACGAUUCCUGAGGCUUGGCUCACUUUCGGGGCCGCGUGUUUAAUGGCACACGGUGCGUUCGCUGGUUACGGGAUGAGCAUGUUUGCGGCGCAGACCUCGCCGCCCGACCCCUGCUAUGACGAGAACGGUAACCCGAGAAGAUGCAUUCCCGAUUUCGUGAACUCCGCUUUCGGCAAGGAAGUGCGCGUGACGAGCACCUGUGGGAAACCAGCCGGGAGGUACUGCGUCGUCACCGAGAAGGGAGAAGAGAGGAGCAGGAACUGCCACACGUGCGACGCCGGAGACCCAAAGAAGUCUCACCCGCCGGCGUAUCUGACAGACCUAAACAACCCCCAUAACCUCACAUGUUGGCAGUCAGAAAAUUACAUACAGUACCCGCAGAACGUCACCUUGACGUUGUCUUUGGGAAAAAAAUUUGAAGUCACCUAUGUGAGCCUACAGUUCUGCUCGCCGCGCCCGGAGUCCAUGGCUAUCUAUAAGUCAAUGGACUAUGGAAAGUCAUGGGUGCCUUUCCAGUUCUAUUCAACGCACUGCAAAAAGAUGUACAACAAACCAAACAAGGCUACAAUCACAAAGCAAAACGAACAAGAAGCCAUCUGCACCGAUUCUCACACGGACAUGCACCCUCUCUCCGGGGGUCUCAUUGCGUUCAGCACAUUGGAUGGUAGACCAUCGGCGCACGACUUUGACAACUCACCCGUGCUUCAGGACUGGGUGACGGCCACCGACAUCAAGGUGAUAUUCAGCCGAUUGCACACCUUCGGGGACGAGAACGAGGAUGACUCGGAGUUGGCCCGAGACUCGUAUUACUACGCCGUCUCGGACCUGCAGGUCGGCGGCCGGUGCAAGUGCAACGGCCACGCUUCAAGGUGCGUGAAGGACCGGGAUGGAAACGUUGUUUGCGAGUGCAAGCAUAAUACAGCCGGUCCGGAGUGCGACAGAUGCAAACCGUUUCAUUAUGACCGACCUUGGCAGCGCGCAACCGCAAGAGAAGCGAACGAAUGUGUCGCGUGUAACUGCAACCUGCACGCCCGACGCUGCCGCUUCAACAUGGAGCUGUACAAGCUGUCCGGGAGGAAGAGCGGCGGAGUCUGCCUCAACUGCCGCCACAACACGGCUGGCCGCCACUGCCACUACUGCAAGGAGGGCUUCUACAGAGACAUGAGCAAGCCCAUCUCCCACCGCAAGGCCUGCAAGGCCUGUGACUGCCACCCCGUGGGCGCUGCGGGCAAAACCUGCAACCAGACCACAGGCCAGUGUCCCUGUAAAGACGGCGUGACCGGCAUCACAUGCAACCGCUGCGCUAAAGGCUACCAGCAGAGCCGCUCCCCCAUUGCCCCCUGCAUAAAGAUUCCUGUUGCUCCCCCAACAACCAGCAUGAGCAGCACAGAGGAGCCAACAGAUUGUGAGUCCUACUGCAAGGCCUCCAAAGGCAAGCUGAAGAUCAACAUGAAGAGGUACUGCAAGAAGGACUAUGCGGUGCAGGUGCACAUCCUGAAGGGCGACCGGGCCGGGGAGUGGUGGAAGUUCACGGUCAACGUCAUCUCCGUGUACAAGCAGGGCGAGAGCCGCAUUCGGCGGGGGGACCAGCUCCUGUGGGUCCACGCCAAGGACGUGGCCUGCAAGUGCCCCAAGAUCAAGCCCGGGAAGAAGUACCUCCUGCUGGGGAACGAGGACGACUCCCCGGACCAGAGCGGGGUGGUGGCGGACAAGGGCAGCCUGGUGAUCCAGUGGAGAGACACGUGGGCCCGUCGGCUCCGGAAGUUUCAGCAGCGCGAGAAGAAAGGGAAGUGCAAGAAGGCGUAAACAGGGAGGAAGAGACGGAGGAGCGGAGAGAGGAGAGAGAGAUGGAAGGAGAGAGAGAGAGAAGGAAGAAAGAGAGACAGACUGUGUUCUGCUGCUUUGGGUAGAAGCGCAAAGAGAAAUACUAGAAUGUUCUUUUUUUUAUUUUUAUUCAAAGGACUUCGGUGAAGGAGAUCACUUUUCUGCAGUUUCGUCGUCAGUUAUUUCUUCAAGAUUUUUUUUGUGGAUUUGCUGAGUUUGCACCUAAUAUUACAAGUAUAUGAAGUCAUUUGUAUUUUAUUCAUUACGUUAAUAUUUCAGAUCCGUCUAUAUAGAACAUUGUAGUUUUUGUUUUUUUCAAAGAAAAACAGGCUACUGUAUCAUGUUCAUAUUUGAAAAUUGUUCUAUGGCUAUAUCUAAUGUAUAAAGAUCUCUCAACUUAGCAGGUAGAGUGUGUCACUAAUAUUUGUCAACUUACAUGCAACCGUGUAAACAGAAGAUUGUAAACACUAAAAGGUAUUAUUGCAGUUUCUGUAUGUCUAAUAACACAAAAACAAAUAUGUCAGUUAGCCUUUACACAGAACUGCUGUGAAAAAUGUAAUUGACUCUAAAUAAUUCCGUUUUCUUUUUUACCCAAAGAGUCAUAGAAGGGCUUACCAUAUCAUGUAGCAGACAGAGGAGAGGGUGUCUAUUGGUGGUUAGACUCAGGCUUGCAAUGGAGGUGUAGGCUCUAGAGCAGGGAUACUCAAUCUUACCCAGACAGGGCCGGUGUUUGUGUGUGUGUGUGUGUGUGUGUGUGUGCAGGAUUUUGCUCCACCCCAGCAGUUACACACCUGACUCUACGAAUCAAUAUAGUAUUUGCUAAGUACUUGCUAAGUACUAUAGUAUUUGCUAAGUACCUUGAUUAGUAGAGUCAGGUGUGUUACUGCUUGGUUGGAACAAAAGUCUGCAUAAGAUUGGGUAUCCCUGCUCUAGAACGGGGAUCUUAAAUCCUGGAGGGCUGCUGUGUCUGCUGGUUCUUGAUGUGUUCCUGAAGUGCUUAAUUUAAGUCACUGAUUGGCUAAAGAGUCUGCACAUCUCGUUUCCAAGGCCCUAAUUGGCUGCCGAUUGAAAGGCUGAUAACCAGCAGAGAGUGCGGCCCUCCACAACUGGUCUAGAUUGUAUACACAUUAAUUGUUGGAAGUGAUCCGUUUUUCAUCAAUAUUCAUACGUUAAUAUGAAAUUAAAUAUGAGUAUCAUGUCA